CACGCGCGGGAGAACCAGGUGAAGAGGAAUGGACCGUGCAGAAGAUCAGAUCUCAUUACCAGAACAAGUUAAACCACUCUGCGGAGAUUCCUGGACUCUACCAGGAGAAGGUGGAGAAGAAGAAGGCCGACUGGAGAAGAAAGUUGUGGAUUUGACGGCAAAAAACCAGCAGCUGCUGGAGGAGCAGAGAGCUGAGAGGAGGAGGAGUAAAGAGGAGGCCCUGCAGUGGCACAGAGAGAAGAGCAAAAUGCUGGAAGUGUUCUCCAACAGGCUGGAUGUUCCUGCACAGCCACCAGGCCUCCACUUUGCAGGAGCUGGAGAUGGCCAGACAGGAAAUAGGGAAAGUCCAAGAAAUGUUGAUGGUGUCAACACAGGACAGCAGGAAGCUGCAGAGGAAGGUGAAGGCUCAGAGGAAAAAGGACUUUCAGCAGAACAACAGACUGCGGCCUGCACUGAUCCAGAUCGGCCUCUGGAGGGGGCUAAAGCCCGUCUAGAGGAGCUGAAGGAGAGCCUGUACCAGAGGGAGAGGGAGAUCACUGAGCUGCUGGAGGCGGAGAGGAGCCCAUUCCUCCGGUCCUUCAGCCCCCCUGCAGCGUUCUGCUUCCCGCUGUCAUUCACAAGGCUCAUGCAGUUUGCAGAUCAGUGUCUGAAACCAAAACCAUUUUAGACCAGAUGAUUGAGGAGAAUCGGGUUGCUCUGAUGAAGCCAGAGACAAACUGCAGAUGGCUAAAGAGGAAGGCAUGACAGAGAGACGGCCACUGAGGAAGGGUUAGAGAUAUGGGAAUGCAAAAAUAUAAUUUCUUAUUCAUUGGAAUGGCAGGUAAAUUGAGCCGCCUUUGGUAUUCCUCAAAUUCCUUUAUUUUCUAAAUGAAUAACUGUAUAACUGUUGCUGAUCAUUUUCUUCCAUUUUACAGAUCAGAAUGAUAUGAGUCAAGACUGUCUCUCUUAGAGGAAACAGUGAGAGAGUAUGAAGUCUGCCAAAUUGCUUUAGAAUGCAUCAAAGUGGAGAAAGUUCUGUAGCGAAUGGUAAAUACACAAGUUGGUUGGAUGCAACCAGUCAUAUUAAAUUAUUGACUUUAUCCACAUAAUACGAAUUCUGCUGUCAUUACAUAACUGUAGAACUGUAAGCUUGGCAUCUAAUGAAUCAUGGUAAGAACAGGAAGUCUUCCACAUAUCAGCCUUGUAAUUGGAAACCGUAUGUACAUUUAGCUCACUGAAUGUAUGAUGUAUCUCUUAUAUCUUCUCUCUCAGACUCUGCAAUCUCUGAACUGGAAGGUAUCCUGGGACACAGAGGCCAUCCAAGCCGCGGAUGUCGGUCAGCAGCUUCUCUUAUUGCAA
This is a messenger RNA of Acanthochromis polyacanthus (spiny chromis), 1338 nucleotides long. RefSeq lists its product as uncharacterized. Lineage: Eukaryota; Metazoa; Chordata; Actinopteri; Pomacentridae. The record is from RefSeq and is a predicted model, not a curated record. The transcript is spliced from 7 exons. The coding region runs from base 29 to 667 and encodes 212 amino acids.